GCUACAUCGCCGAACGUGCCGCCGCUUGGUUCACCUGUAUGGACACAGGGGGUAUACAUAGCCACUGGGCAUGGUAACUACCAUACAUUAGGAUGGGAUUUCCAUGUUGCGGAAAAGGGAAGGGCAAAUCCCGAUCAACAAUCGCACGAUCAGAUUCGGGCAGAUACGACCGGUCCCGUGACAGUCGUUUCACUAUAUUACAACUUGAACUUUUGCUGAGGGUCAAGUGCCG
Mycena citricolor is the source of this 232-nucleotide messenger RNA. Lineage: Eukaryota; Fungi; Basidiomycota; Agaricomycetes; Agaricales; Mycenaceae. The record is from the annotation of a GenBank genome assembly.